AUGGCAUCAACGGAGUCUCAGUCUCAGCGACCUUCGGUCCCUUACUACCUCUCACCGCAACAGCAGCAACUCCUGUUGGCGGCGCUUGGGGCCGAACAGCAGCGCGAUGGGUCUAUCCCCCUCACUUCUGCUGCCCUCUCGUCUCUCCAAAAUGGCUCGAUGGCCGCUACCGAUCACAGUGCCGACCUCAGCGGUUUCCAGGAUAGCUCGUUCAUUGACGGCUACGACGUCAGUUUCAAUCCCGAUUCGAGCUUCGACUUUGACAUCUCGCACGCCUCCAUCCCGCACUUCACCGACGGCGAUCUUGCCGAGACUGUAAAGUCGGAGAACUCGGGAGAUAACGAUUCUCCCGACAAGCGACCACUCGAAGAUGAUGAAGAUUCACCUGAUGCCAAGGGAAACGAUGCGAAGAGGAGAGACGGCAGUGAAAAGGUCCCAAAGAAACCUGGACGCAAGCCUUUGACCUCGGAGCCAACUUCGAAACGCAAGGCCCAAAAUCGCGCUGCGCAACGAGCGUUCCGUGAACGCAAGGAGAAACAUCUCAAGGAUCUGGAGACCAAGGUCGAGGAGUUGGAGAAGAAGUCGGAAACCGCCACUAGUGAGAACGCGGUCUUGCGCAAGCAACUCCGCAGCGUCUUGGUCGAGCUCGACGAAUACAAGCGCAAGGUGCAGGUUAUAGGCAAUACGCGGUCCACUACUCGCGACCGCGUACCCCGCGCCAGCUUCGGCCAGCCCGCCGUGAAUAACUUGAAUGACGUACACUUUCAGUUCGAGUUUCCCAGGUUUGGUUUCCUGCCAGGACCUCCAGCCAACUCCAAGCCCGUCAACGGCCAGCACAGCUCCUCGGCUUCGCCACAAACCCAGUCCAACUAUGCUAGCCCAACGGAUGCGUCUAGUAACAAGCAACACAAUUCACCCGCUACGGCCUCCGUGACGACACCGAACCUAGGAGGAAACACGCUCCUUAACUCGCCAAGUUCACAAGCUGAUCACUCAAGCGUGUUGAACGGGGGCAGGAACAGUCUUGAUUCUGGCCGCCACAGUCUUGGUACUGGUGCCACAAGCUCGCCGUCCGGAUCCUACAACUCUGUCGGCGGCCCUAGCUCAUCAUGCGGUACCUCUCCCGAGCCUUUCAACCAGUCACCCAUGGGUUUCAAGCCCCUCGAUACCAUGACGACGAUUGGUGAAGAGCAUCCCGCUUUACAGACCUCUAACGGAGAAGCGCCAACAGGGUUCGGGCAGUUCCCAGGUGAUGUCGGUUUCGAUUGGCUCGCUCAGCAAAACGGCGGCCAAUUCGACCCCCAACUCUUUGGUGACUACCGCGAGCCGCAAAACAAUAUCCUCUCGGGGAACAACUUCGACGACAGCUUCUUCAAUGAGGCUAUCGACGCAGACUUCUUUACUCCUUUCAAUGUCCCUGCCAGUUCCACACCUGUAGUUUCUCCUCCUCAGAACGGCAUCGCUUCAGAUUUGGCCAUGCAGUCCGACGCGGCAUCCUCCAACAAUGCCCUCCCGGGCGAGAAGAAGGUCGACUGCAUGCAAGUCUGGGAGCAAAUACAAAGUUGCGACAAGAAGGCAAAGUGCUCGGGUGAUGGACCCAAGGUUAAAGAGCAGGAUUUUGAAGCCGUCCUUGGCAAGUAUCUGGGACCCGACUUCCUCGAAAGAUGUGGCAAGGGAUCGUCCACGUAG
Messenger RNA from Parascedosporium putredinis, 1689 nucleotides. The record is from the annotation of a GenBank genome assembly. NCBI's taxonomy places the organism in Eukaryota, Fungi, Ascomycota, Sordariomycetes, Microascales, Microascaceae.